UCGUUCAUCUAUCAUCAUUCUAUCAAAUUCCGCAAUUAUUGCAAUAAAUAAUUUGUUGUGCAUUGUUAAAAUAGCCAUUAAAAUAUGACUCACUUCUCUAUGCGCUGUAGAGUGAACAAAAAAACAUAAAAAAAAUUUAUGUCUCUUUGUUGGUGAAAAAAGUUGCAUUCGAUAUAAGUAAUUCUGAGCGAAGGAAUUAAAUGAAUUGAUAAACCGUGUGUUAAUUGAUGUGAAUUCGGUUUUAUUGUAAUUUUUUGUGUACUUUGUGCGUUAUGUCUCGGGGGCUCACCAACUCAUCAAGCGGCUUUCGAGCUCUCCGAGACUAUGGCAGCACAUCAACGGUACCAGAGGUGAACUUCGCUGGCUUCAGUCCAACAGAGUUUAUGUCGUUGAGCGAAAGCAUUGCCCAGAAUAUUGGUUCGGUUAAGUCCAGCUGGCAACACUUGGAAAAGGCCAUCAAAAUAAUCGGAACGGCAAGGGACAAUUUGAGCACCAGAGAAAAAGUACAUCAAAUCCAAUCAACGACAAAUGGCAAAAUUCAAACCACAAGUAAGGAUCUUCAGCGUCUCACCGUGGUGGUCAGGCAUGGAGAUAAGCAACAACGAUUGCAGGUGGAAAAAUUGACGUCUGAUUUUAAGAAUGUAGUGGAAAUGUAUUCAUCCAGUCAAAAGCAAAUUGCGGCAAAGAUGAAAGCAAUUUUCUUGACAAAUGCGUCUCAAAACGAUGACAUUCAUCGUGACUCAGAGAAUGGCAAUGAGAACGACCGGCAGCAGCAACUGCAGAAGCAGAAAAUGUUGCGCGAAAAUUUGGAAUUCGAACAAGGCAUGUUGGUCGAACGUGAACAACGUGUCCAACAAAUCGAAGCGGAUGUUUUAGAUGUCAAUGAAAUUAUGCGUGAUUUGGCGACGUUGAUCAAUCAACAAGGUGAACAAAUCGAUUCAAUCGAAAGUGGCAUUGAUCAUGCAGCUGGCGAAGUUGAAGCCGGCACAUCUGAAUUGAUAAAGGCUGCUCAAAGCCAGGCCAAAUAUCGUCGUAAAGUGCUAAUUUUACUGGCCAUUGCUGUGAUAAUAGGUUUAAUUGUAACUGGAAUUAUUGUAUCCGCAUUAAAGAGCUAAGUUUAAAUGUUGGCGGUAAGAAUAAAAAGGUGAAGAAAAUUCGUAAUUUCUUUUUGUUCUUUUUUUUACAUUUUACGUAACGUAUUCUAAGCACAGACACACACAUACAGACACACAACACACAUACAUACAUAGAUAUAUAUUUAUAUUAAAUUGUAUUAAUAAUAUGGAUAAUGAUGGAACAGUACAACAAAAUUUUAUCAUUAUUCGUUAUUUAUAUUAUUAUUUAAAGAUAAUUCAAAGAAAACAAAAAUAAUAAAAAAAUUGAAAUAACAAAA
This is a messenger RNA of Bradysia coprophila, 1393 nucleotides long. It is a transcript of the gene Syx13, whose product is annotated as syntaxin 13. NCBI's taxonomy places the organism in Eukaryota, Metazoa, Arthropoda, Insecta, Diptera, Sciaridae. Gene Ontology annotation, molecular function: SNARE binding; SNAP receptor activity. The record is from RefSeq and is a predicted model, not a curated record. Gene Ontology annotation, biological process: vesicle-mediated transport; intracellular protein transport; vesicle fusion. Gene Ontology annotation, cellular component: SNARE complex; membrane; endomembrane system.